AUGUCAGGCGCAGAAUUAUAUACUUCCCCAGCCGAUAAUUUUCUCCAAGAGGAAGUCUACCGACUCGGUACAUCCCCAGGUCUCCGAUCUCUUCCACCUGGUCCCUUACGCGACUUUAUUCUUUUAAGCUGGGGGCCACUCGUCUAUCGAACCUGCUAUAAGCGUGAAAACAAACACCUUCUACCGGUUUUCUUGCGCUGUUUGAACGAUGCCGUGAGCAAAUCGUUAGGUCAGACACUCAUUGGCUCUGAGAAAGACCAUGAAGAAUUGACAAAAAGCUAUUCCUCUAAAAUAUUCAGCACACGCGAUUUAUACAAUGAUCUUGAUGAAGAAGGGGUUCGUCGGGCAUUUCAUGACUAUAAAGUGUCCUUGGUUAUUCCGGCAACAGAUCUACCGAGCCGAUUGCGAGCCUGUCUGAUGGUUGAUGACGAAGUUCUGUCAAAUCUCCAGGCGUCGCUUGAUCUAUGCGUGAUGGCGAAGAAGAGUCUUGAUCUGGACAGGUGCUGGGUCAAGGUGAUUGAGGAGAAUUUCCCAGAUUCGAGAUGUGGGGAACAGCCAUACCUUGCACAUUCAAGUAAAGAUGGUGGCGGUGGGGCGCCCGAUGGGAAAUACCAGGGCUGGGCUAUGGUGGCACUACCUGCUCUUGUUGAGGUAUUUGAUGGAAUAAGAAAGAUGAAGCAUUUGGUGGAAUAUUACCGGGAGGGUCGGGUAUAUCUUGGACAAGGAAAAUGGAGCAAUCAAAAGCCUUCCUAG
Messenger RNA from Penicillium verhagenii, 753 nucleotides. RefSeq lists its product as uncharacterized. The coding region runs from base 1 to 753 and encodes 250 amino acids. The transcript has a single exon. Lineage: Eukaryota; Fungi; Ascomycota; Eurotiomycetes; Eurotiales; Aspergillaceae. The record is from RefSeq and is a predicted model, not a curated record.